AUGUUCCCUGCUCAGGAGGAGGCGGACAGGACGGUGUUUGUGGGGAAUUUGGAGGCCCGAGUGCGGGAAGAAAUCCUCUACGAGCUGUUCCUUCAGGCUGGGCCAUUAACCAAAGUGACUAUAUGCAAAGACAGAGAAGGAAAGCCGAAGUCCUUUGGAUUUGUCUGCUUUAAACACCCAGAAUCAGUGUCAUAUGCCAUAGCUUUGCUGAAUGGAAUUCGUUUAUAUGGAAGACCAAUUAAUGUGCAGUAUCGAUUUGGGAGUUCUCGUUCUUCUGAACCAGCUAUUCAAAGUUUUGAGAGCUGUGUUAAGAUCAAUUCACACAGCUACAGAAAUGAAGAAGCCAUGGGCAGUUCUUUCUUUCCCAUGCAGUUCUUUCCAACUAAUAAAGCAGCUUUACCUCAAGAAUAUUUUUUCUUUCAGAAGAUGCAGUGGCCUGCAUGUAAUCCAAUGCUGCAGCUUCCUUACUGUGAGAUGACAGCACCCCUUCCAAAGAACACUGCUGUGCCUCCUUCACUAAACCAUGUUCCAAAUCUAGAGGCUGGACCCAGCUCUUAUGAAUGGACUCACCAACAACCACAUGACCUUGACUUUUACAAAAUUAAUAAACGAAAGAGGCAAAAACAAACUAGCGAUAGUGAUAGUAGCACAGAAAACAUUAAAGAAAGUGAAUAUAGCAAAAAGUUCCAAAAGUGUAAGAAGAAAAGAUAUUAA
Molecule: messenger RNA, 714 nt
Organism: Pipistrellus nathusii (Nathusius's pipistrelle)
Lineage: Eukaryota; Metazoa; Chordata; Mammalia; Chiroptera; Vespertilionidae
Source: the annotation of a GenBank genome assembly